CACAUUUGGCAUAAUUUGAUUGGUACUCUAAUCCACCUCAGCUUGGUUAAUUAAAAAAUCGUUUUUUGCAGAGAAGUCCUUUCCCGAUGUUUAACAACUCUUGUUACGCUGAAACAAAAAUCAGCCUUAUCGUUUUAGCGAAGGAGUCGGAGGAACGAAAAUCCGGCAUCUGGAUGCUCUCUGCCCCUCUCUUCGCUGCUCAGCUCUCACCCAACGAAGGACGCGGGACGGUCGGAGUGACGGAGUUUUGUGUCGUACGGGAGUCCCUCGCUGGUCUCAACUCUCGUUCCAGAUGGAUGAUUCCCUUGAUGAUUCAGUGAGUUUGUUGGAUGUCGAAAAUCAUCCAAGUUGUGAUGAUGAUGAUGAUGCUUCUGCUGAAAAUCAAAGCAAAAUUGAUUAUAGUGAUGCUGGAAAUGUUGUCAAAGCAAAUGAUGAAGCACACUGCCACCAUAAGAUGAUAACUAGUUUGACAUGCGAUGACAUUAGAGGUCUAGAAUUUGGUAGUGAGGAGCAUGCUUUUAAAUUUUAUGAAGCGUAUGCUAACAGCCACGGAUUUGUCAUUAGAAAAAGUUGCGUUCGUCGAGAUCCUAAAGGUAACAUUAUCAGACGUUUGCUUGUAUGCAAUAGGGCGGGUUUGCGUAGUAAAGUCCACUUGGCAAGGGUGAAUAGAAAAAGAGAACACCGACCUCUCACACGCACUAAUUGUCAAGCUCAGCUUAAGGUCCACUUAGAUUACAAUACAUCAAAGUGGAAAGUGUCAUCAUUUCAAGAGACCCAUAACCAUGUGUUGACCCCAGUUGCAGAUGUCCAUUUGAUUCCGAAAUACCGUGCUUUAAGUGAGGCAGAUAAAGCUCAGGUAGAUAGUUUGCAUUCAUUUGGAGUUAGGACUUGUCACAUAAUGGGAUACUUGUUAGAUCAAAAGGGUGGGCAUGCUGGUAUUGGUUUUUCAAAGAGGGAUCUAUACAAUCACUUUCAUAAAAAACAACGUGACAUAAUUAAAGAUGGGGAUGCGCGUGUUACGUUGAGUUAUUUUGAAGGGAAGGCAGAUAAUGAUCCUAUGUUUUAUUCAAAGUUCCAAACCACCGGAGAUGGUAAGCUGAAGCAUUUAUUUUGGGCAGAUGGGCGCAGUAGGUCAGACUUUCAAUGUUUUGGCGAUGUACUUGCUUUUGACACCACUUACAAGAAGAAUAAAUACAACAAGCCGUUGGUUAUUUUUUCUGGUUGUAAUCAUCAUUCGCAAACAACUAUUUUCGGUUGUGCUCUGUUGGGUGAUGAGACCAUUGAGACGUACAAAUGGGUGUUAGAGGCUUUCUUGGACGCGAUGCACAACAAACAUCCCAUAUCAGUUGUCACUGAGUAUGAUGCGAUGAAUGACCAUAAUAUGUCUAACAAAUAAUAUAACAAAUAAUAUUUCUCAAAUUAUAAUAUGUUAACAAAAUAUAUUAGAUUUAACAAAAUAUAUUUCUGAUAUAAUUCUGAUAUAAUUCCAGAACAAGAAAAAAAUGAAAGUAUAACAUGUUAUCUUAU
Molecule: messenger RNA, 1527 nt
Organism: Cuscuta epithymum
Lineage: Eukaryota; Viridiplantae; Streptophyta; Magnoliopsida; Solanales; Convolvulaceae
Source: the annotation of a GenBank genome assembly